ACUAACUGUCAAAGUCAAAGGCACUAAUAAAUCAUGUGUGUUUCUCCGUUUCUCCUUCUCGGAAAAUGAUUAUUAAAAGUGUCUAAUCGGAUUUAUUGCGUAAAUUAAUCAUUUCUCGCUUGGUCGAUGUUUUUUAUUUUAAACAACUCGGUUUUUAGCAAUUCAUGACCAUGAAGCCAUCCUUUGCAUCAACCCUAUCUGGGCUAAAUUCCGUCGACCCCGACUCUAUACAGUUUUUGAUGUACAAUGAUGAAGAAAUCAAAAAACUCAGUGUUGUCAAGAUCACCAACAUGAAUUCUUUUGAUGCAAUGGGAAACCCAACUCCUGCAGGUUUGUAUGACUCACGCUUAGGGCCUGUCAGGGAAAGGUUCGAUUUAUGUGGGACCUGUGAAAAUCCAUUAUUACACUGCCCAGGACAUUUUGGACACAUUGAGCUCCCAGUAGUUGUUGUUAAUCAACUGUUUUUAAAAAGCAUUUAUACUAUAUUCAGAAUAAGCUGCCUUAAAUGUUUUAAAAUUCAGAUGGAUGAUAAAAUGAAGUUCUUAUUAAAACUGCAGCUGCAGCUUAUUGAUGCGGGACAUGUUACUGCUGCCUUAGAUCUAGAGAAUUACUCUGGUGAAGUAUCUAAAGUUGAUUCAGAGACUCGUGAACUAAAAACUACUAAAGUUAUCAGAAAGUACCAAAAAUUAUUAAAAAAGAAGGAUGCUGUGGCUGAAGUAUUUCAUAACAAAAAUACAGACAAUCUGAGAUCAAAAAUACUAAAUGGCUACUUUAAAAGUAUAAAUGUUGCGAAAAAAUGUGCUUAUUGUCAAAGCAAAUUGAUAAAAGUUACAACAUCUGAUGGAAAAAUAAUGUAUAAUUUGAGUGCUGAAGGUGCAUUUGGAAAGGGCAUAAAAAUAUUAAUGCCAGAUGAAAUAAAAAAAAUUUGCACAAAUAUUGCUGAAAAUGAUGAGGACAUUAUACGCCACUGUCUUCCUAUCCUGAACACUUCCAACUGCCAACCUGCUACUGAUUUAUUUUUCAUGACUGUAAUUCCCGUUAUUCCACCCUGUGUGAGGCCAUGCAAUGUAUUGCAAGGAGAAUUAACUGAACAUGCCCAGACCAAUAUUUACAAAGCAAUCUUGAAUCAUGCCUUUGGUGCUAGAAUUGUGUUACACGUUUUAGCUUCUGAAGACCAACAGAAAGCAAUAGAUGAGUUAGAUGCCAAGCCAAGAUAUACUUUCAAUAGUAUACAAGGUAGUGCACCAGCUGAAAAAUUACACAGUGUAUGGCAAGAGCUCCAAAAAAGUGUAAAUAAUCUUCUUAUUGGCGAUGCUUCUGGAGUAACCACAUUAGGGUUGAAGCAAAUUCUAGAAAAGAAAACUGGUGUAAUCAGAAUGCACAUGAUGGGUAAAAGAGUUAAUUUCGCUGCAAGAUCAGUCAUCACCCCAGAUCCGAAUGUUGAUAUAGAUGAAAUAGGUGUACCAGAUGCCUUUGCCAAAAAGCUUACAUACCCUGUACCAGUUACUGAAUAUAAUGUAGAUGAACUAAGAAAAAUGGUUAUUAAUGGUCCAAAUGUUCAUCCAGGAGCUGAAAAACUAGAAAUAGAAAAUGGUAGGACAAUAAGAAUUCCUCCUGAUUCAAUUCAAAAAAGAAAAAGUCUUGCUAAAAGACUGCUUACGCCAGAUGAAUACAAAACAUCAGGUCUUAAGAAAGUACAUAGACAUUUGAUAAAUGGUGACAUCAUGAUAUUGAACCGUCAGCCCUCGUUGCAUAAACCAAGUAUGAUGGCUCAUAGAGCUAGAAUUCUCAAAGGUGAAAAAACACUCAGGCUACAUUAUGCAAAUUGUAAGUCAUACAAUGCUGACUUUGACGGUGAUGAAAUGAAUGCUCAUUUCCCUCAAAAUGAAAUAGCAAGAAGUGAGGCCUUUAAUAUAAUGUCUGUAACGAAACAGUAUCUUGUUCCAAAAGAUGGUACACCACUAAGUGGUCUAAUUCAGGAUCAUGUCAUAUCGGGAGUAAGAAUGUCUUUGAGGGGUGUAUUUUUCUCAAAAUCAGAUUAUCAACAGCUUGUAUUCCAAGCUCUAUCUAAUCACAGAGGCGAAAUCAAGUUGCUACCUCCUACAAUCCUAAAACCUAGACAGCUGUGGUCUGGGAAACAAGUUUUGUCUACAAUUAUUAUUAAUACUAUACCAAAAGGAAAGGCAUGUCUCUCGAUAACUGGCAAAGCUAAAAUUAGUUCUAAAGCAUGGUUGAAGGCAAACCCAAGGACCUGGAAAGCUGGUGGGACACCUUUUACUAAUGAAAAUAUUAUGUCAGAGGCUGAAGUUAUCAUAAGAAAUGGAGAAUUACUUAGCGGGGUGUUAGAUAAAACUCACUAUGGUGCUACACCUUACGGUUUGGUACAUUGUAUGUAUGAAUUAUAUGGAGGAGACAGUUCUAGUUCACUUCUCAGCUCUUUUUCGAAAGUUUUUACAUUUUAUUUACAGUGGAUAGGAUUUACUCUUGGUGUAAAAGAUAUUUUAGUUGUUGACGAGUCUGACAAUAAAAGAGAUGAUUAUGUUUGUUUAGUUAGAGAUGCUGGGAGGGUUGCUGCCAUAAAAGCUACAGAAUUGCCUGUGGAUGUAGAUGAUAACAAAUUAAAAAAUGUUAUCGAGGAAAUGCAUACAAAAGAUCCGAAAUUUAGAGCAAAUUUAGACAGACAAUACAAAACCAUGCUCGACUCCUACACAAAUAAUAUUAAUAAAGUUUGCCUUUCGGAAGGUUUACUGGAAAAGUUUCCUAACAAUAACCUUCAGUUGAUGGUCCAAUCAGGGGCUAAAGGUUCAACAGUCAAUACUAUGCAGAUUUCCUGCUUGUUGGGUCAAAUUGAGUUGGAAGGUAAAAGACCACCUCUUAUGAUAUCGGGCCGCUCGCUGCCCAGUUUCCCUCCUUACGACAUCUCUCCCAGAGCGGGUGGAUUUAUUGAUGGCCGAUUUAUGACGGGAAUUCAACCACAGGAAUUCUUUUUCCACUGUAUGGCUGGUCGUGAAGGUCUUAUCGACACUGCCGUGAAGACAAGUCGCUCGGGUUACUUACAAAGAUGUCUGAUCAAACAUCUUGAAAGUUUGACUGUAGGAUAUGAUCAUACUGUUCGCGAUUCCGAUGGCAGUGUCGUUCAGUUUGCCUAUGGAGAAGAUGGUCUUGAUGUACUGAAAUGCCAGUAUCUAAAAUCGGAACAACUAAAAUUCCUUGAUGAAAAUUCGGCAGCCGUAAUUCCAGAAUCUGCUAUUAAUAUGUUGAAAGAAGAAGCAAAUCCGAAGGCUAUCAAAAAGGCACAAAAAUCUUUAAAGAAAUGGAAAAAGAAAUUUGGUGACCCACUACAAAAACAUAGGACAAGUGGUUUUCUGGAAUUUUGUGCUCAAGCUAAGCAGGACAUUGAAAUUGCUGAUAGACCAACGGAUCGGACUAGGGAUCCUUAUUAUUGGGAAUUGGAGAAAAUGUGGCGUACUUUAGAUUUAGACGACAGAAAACAAUAUGAACGAAAGUCUUGUCCUGAACCCAUACCUGGUAAAUUUGCACCGGAUUACAAACUUGGUGUGAUAACUGAACAAUUAGAUGGUAUAAUAAAAAAAUAUUUGAAUAAUCGCAAAAUCAAUAUUUAUGACACGUAUACGGAGAAUGAUAAGUUCGUGGAAGUAAUGAAUGCCAAAUAUUUGGCAUCCAUGGCGGCGCCAGGCGAGCCUGUAGGGCUGUUAGCUGCGCAGUCUAUUGGAGAGCCUUCCACUCAGAUGACAUUGAACACUUUCCAUUUCGCCGGUCGUGGUGACAUGAACGUGACCUUAGGUAUACCUCGUCUAAGAGAAAUUCUGAUGACAGCCUCUGCGAAGCUUAAAACUCCGAAUAUGGAUAUUCCAUUUAGAAGUGACAUUCCCGAUGUGCAGAAAAAAGCAGAGCGUCUACGACAAAAGCUCAACAGAGUCACUGUUGCGGACGUGUUAGAAAACGUGGAUGUGGAAUGUGAGUUAAUGACGCGGCCGGAAAGGCAAUUGAAGACGACGAUGAAGUUUACAUUUUUGCCUCACUCUCAGUAUCGUACUCAAUACGCUGUGAAGCCGCGGCAGAUCGUAAAACAUAUGGAGAACAAGUUCUUUGCCGAGAUGUUUACAACGGUGAGGAAGCAAGCGAAAGCGAGUGCAGGAGUGGUGUGGGCUUCAGAGAAGAAGAAAGAGCGGCGCACUGCAGCUGCCAGUGAUGAUGAAGACGAGGGAACGAGUCCAGCAGAAAAGAUUAACAUUGACGACAGCUCUGAUGAUGAAGCCCCUAACGAAGAUGACGACAAUACAGAUACUAAAAUUAGAAAGAAAAGAACUGAAGAACAAGAAUAUGAAGACCCUGAAUCAGAGGAAGAGGAAAAGUCGGAUGAUGAAGUGGAAUUGCGCGACGAACCAGAGGAGAAUACUGAGAAGACCCCAGAAAUCACGGCCAAAGAAAUGAAGGCUAUGAGCGACGUUGUCAACAGCAUCAAGGAGGCUAAAAAUUAUUCAUACGACACCAAAAACCAUCUAUGGUGUGAGCUGACAGUAAUGUUCCCGAUUUCAUUCCUAAGAGUUGACCUUUCUCAGGCAGUGCGUGACGCCGCAACGAAAUCGGUCAUCCACGAAGUCAAAAACAUCAAAAGAGCAAUCACUAAUAAAGAAAAGGACGUACUCUAUAUCAAAACAGAAGGGAUCAACAUCCUACAAAUGUUUAAAUACAACGCUUUGCUGGAUGUAAAUAAGUUGUACAGUAACGAUGUUCACGCUAUUGCGAAUACAUACGGCAUAGAAGCGGCUAACAAAGUGAUCAUAAAGGAAAUACAGAAUGUGUUCAAUGUUUAUGGGAUUGGCGUAGAUCCUAGGCAUUUGACGCUGGUAGCAGAUUACAUGACGUUUAAUGGAGUGUUUGAGCCGAUGAGUAGGAAAGGCAUGGAGGCGUCAACUUCUCCACUGCAACAGAUGUCUUUUGAGUCGUCUCUGAUAUUUUUGAAAGAAGCAGUUUUGAAUGCGAAGAAGGAUAAUGUUCGUUCGGCAUCUAGUUGCCUUAUGGUAGGACAGCCUUGUCGAUGCGGCACGGGCGCUUUCAGCUUGCAACAUUUUAGUGAAGUUAAGUAAAUAAUCAAGAAGUCGUUAUGGAAAUAAUUGUUUUAUAUGUACUGACUUAAAUCAGUAAAUAUUGUUAAAUAACU
This is a messenger RNA of Plodia interpunctella (Indianmeal moth), 5185 nucleotides long. RefSeq names its product RNA polymerase I subunit A (gene RpI1). Gene Ontology annotation, biological process: DNA-templated transcription. The coding region runs from base 165 to 5111 and encodes 1648 amino acids. Gene Ontology annotation, cellular component: RNA polymerase I complex. Gene Ontology annotation, molecular function: DNA binding. NCBI's taxonomy places the organism in Eukaryota, Metazoa, Arthropoda, Insecta, Lepidoptera, Pyralidae. The record is from RefSeq and is a predicted model, not a curated record. The transcript is spliced from 3 exons.